This is a messenger RNA of Meloidogyne enterolobii, 747 nucleotides long. NCBI's taxonomy places the organism in Eukaryota, Metazoa, Nematoda, Chromadorea, Rhabditida, Meloidogynidae. The record is from the annotation of a GenBank genome assembly.
AUGUUUAUCUAUUUAUUGUUUGUUUUGUUGAUGGAAAUUAGUAGAGUGUCAGCUGCGUCAAAAUGUGUUUGGGUUCGCGGAGCUAUUUUAUGCCAUAAAGACCCUUCUAAACAAUUUAAUGUUGAAGUUAGAGUCUAUGAUAGAGAUGGUUUUGGUGUUCUUAAAGUAGUUGAUCCCGAUGAUCUUAUGGGAAUUACUUUCACUGAACCAGACGGCACUUUUCAAUUGGAUGGGUGUGGGAAGGACUUUGAUUGGAUUCCUGGAGUGGUGCCAAACAACCCUGAUCCAUACAUUCAAAUUCUUCAUUAUUGCAACACUCCAAAAGGCGAGACUUUGGAGCUACCUGAAUUUGACACAUUUGUUCCAAGAACCCACGAUGUUGGUAUAGUUAUUUUGGAUUCAAAGAAAACAACAAAUGCCCCAGUUACUUUUCCGACUAUAAACAAACCUAGACAUAAAUUGGCUGAAUCGGAAGAGAAAGAAGGUGGACAGCUGUCUCUUCACCAUUUGCUUACCAAAGAAGUCAUUCCUCCCAAGGACUAUAAAAAUAGUUCUUCCGUUUUGUGGGACUCUUCAAGUAUUGAAUUGGACGAUUCUGACUCUAAAGGUGCUUACUUUCUUUUAUUUUUAAAAUUAAAAAUUCAGAAAACAAAACCUCAAUUUUUGAGGAGCGACGCCCUAAUUUGACAAAAACAAAAUUUUAUAAUAACAACGUAACCGAGGAAAUUUCUACGGAACUUAAACGUG